AUUUUGUUGGUAAUAAAAAUCAAUAUAUUUCAAACAGAAUGAAGAAGAUCAAGAUGUUUAACAAUAACUACAAUGCCGGCGUUUCUCAGAUGCCACCCGGCUUGGAGCCUACUCUACUGGCGUGCCGCGCGUGUCUCGCCACGGACACCAAACUGUACAAGCUUGCUGGUGUUCUGAAGGAAACAUAUGAAUAUCUGUCAGGCAUGCCGGUGUGACAAACAGACAGGUUGCCGCAGCACAUCUGCGGCUGCUGCGGCACAUUACUGCACAAAUACAGGUCCUUUAAGGAGCGCUGCGGCACCGCGCACCGCCUCAUGCAUGAUAUACUACAGCACUGUGCGCUCACUACGAAUAUAGUUCGCAACGUCAAUAGAGCAUCGAACAAGCUCCUUCUUAAUUUCACAAUCGACAUAAACUCUAAAAUCAUCUAUAUGGUACAUGAAGAUGACAGCGGCAUAAAGAAAUGUACACGCCCAGAUCACGACAAAACUACUGAUAAAGACGACACACACGGACUCACAGAUGUUCUAGAUUUUGAAGAAAUAACUAAAACGUUGAAUGAUGACGUAGAUCUAGAUUUGAGUGAUAAUGAGUUGGACAUAAAUGAUGGAAGCCCUUUUAUAGAUCGAGCUAAAACCUUUAAUGUUGAAGAAUUGUUCAGAGGAAAAAUCAAUAAUGAUUUAAAUGAUAUGAGCAAUAAGAACAUAAAUAAUGAUAUUGGAGACAUUAUCAGCAAAGCUUUUAAAGGAAAGGAUAAAGUUUGUAUUAAAAAGUCGAAUGAUAAUGUAAAUAAUCUUAUUGCUGUAAAAAAUGAAGAUACUAGUAGCACGUUUCGUGAUGCGGAAGAAGUGCUUAAGGCAAAUAUUAAUGAUCUACCAUCAGAUUUAACAUUUAAUGAUGUUUCAAUGAAUGCUAAUGACUUAAAUGAUAAUGAUUCAAAUCUAGUUGACACUUUCAACAACUUUAUUCUAGACCACGACUAUUUCGAUGAGAAAUUUCUACUUGAGACUGGUGAUUCUGAAUUUGUGAAAAAACAUGUCAUUUCUAAAAAAACAGAUGAAGAUUCUUUACUUAGAGAGAUAAUACCUAACGUGACUAAUAAAGACGAAAAUGUUAUCUUCAAAGAACGACAUUCAAAUAAAACCAAGAAUAAGAAAACAAUCAACCCCGUGAAAAAUCUUUUUAAAUUGAAACUUAUUAAUAAAGGAACUAAACUAAACAAUGGCAAAAAUAUUCCAAGAGCGUAUAAUAAUAAAAAUGAUAAAACAUUUAAGAUAGAAGAUGAAUCAAACGAAAUAAAAUCUACUUCAGUACCAAUAACAACUAAAGCAGAACUACCAAUUGAUGAUAACGUUAAAACAGAAUUGUCAAAAGAAUUCAUAAAAUUUGGAUCUGAUUUUAACUUUAGAAUAUUCGAGCUAAGCACAGAAGAGCAGUUGGAAGAACUGCAGAAGAAGAGAGAAGGAGCAUUGUAUGUAAGUGCGCCGUACAAAUGUGUUGAUUGUGCAAAAGGAUUCAAAACAAUGACGACGUAUGAGAACCAUCUAAAAGUGCAUCAACCGAGUUACGGUCCAUUCUUGUGUGACAUCUGCCACUCGCGGCACAAGUCCGAGGCCCGCCGGCGCCGCCACGCCGACACCCACCGCUUCAAGUAUUGCUGCACGCGCUGCGAAGUCGUUGCUAGAUCCAGGGAGCGCGCGGAGGAGCAUUUUCACUGGCACGCCGGACGGACGUUCCCGUGCCAGUACUGCGGCGAACAAUUUGGCAAGGCUUCGACGCACCUAUCACACAUACGUCUGCAGCACCCGGCCGCGUGCGUGUGGUGCGCGCAGUGCGGGGCGCCGUGCGUGGGGGCGCGGGGGCUGCGCCAGCACACGCGCCGGAGGCACCCCACGGUGACCAACGGCGAGGACUCCGUGGAAUCGUAUUGCUUCACCUGCCGUAUACAGUUCCAGAACUCGGACGCCUAUCUUCGGCACAAGGAGGUGUCUGGGAACAGCUGUCAUUCUGAUCUACGUGUCCCGCCUGGUUCUCAACUGCGCAGUCGCGCGAGGCGCACUACCUGCGCGCGCACCUCGGCGCGUCCACGCCCCGCGCGCGCGCCGCGCCGGCGUCCACGCCCCGCCACCCCCGCGCCCGCCCGCCCGGCAACAAGCCCGCCAUGUGCGAGCUUUGCGGGAAGAAAUACCAUUCCGCAGCCGCCCUAUCGUACCACCAGCGAUCACACACGGGCGAGAAACCAUUCGCCUGCAAGCAAUGCCCGAAAAGCUUCGCUCUCAACCACUCGCUGCAGGCGCACAUCCGCACGCACACAGGGGAGCGCCCGUACCGCUGCCCGCGGUGCCCGCGCGCGUUCCUCAACGCCAACAACUUAGCACGACAUAAGAAAACUGUCCACCUGGGCCAGAAGCGGUACUCGCGCUGCGCGGCGUGCGCGCGCUGGCUGUCGUCGCCCGCCGCCGCGCGCGCGCACGCCGCGCACGCGCACGGCGCC
Molecule: messenger RNA, 2494 nt
Organism: Cydia fagiglandana
Lineage: Eukaryota; Metazoa; Arthropoda; Insecta; Lepidoptera; Tortricidae
Product: protein suppressor of hairy wing-like
Exons: 12
Coding region: 315-2375 (686 amino acids)
Biological process (GO): regulation of transcription by RNA polymerase II
Molecular function (GO): DNA-binding transcription factor activity, RNA polymerase II-specific; RNA polymerase II cis-regulatory region sequence-specific DNA binding
Source: RefSeq, a predicted model, not a curated record